This is a messenger RNA of Adineta steineri, 1038 nucleotides long. The record is from the annotation of a GenBank genome assembly. Lineage: Eukaryota; Metazoa; Rotifera; Eurotatoria; Adinetida; Adinetidae.
AUGGGUUUUUUAACAAAUAAUUCAAAUGAAGAUAAAGUUAUAUUUGAAAGUAUUCAAAUGAUAUGUGGAAUAUAUCUUAUUCCAAUUAUUUGUAUACCUGGUCUUAUUAGUAAUAUUCUUUGUAUUAUUGUAUUUGUUACGAAUAGUAUGCAAAGAUUUUUAACAACACAAUUUCUUCUUUAUCUUGCUGUAUCAGAUACAAUUAAACUUUCAAAUGAUUUACUUUAUUCGAUUGUACUUAUUAUUCAAAUAUUUAAUCAACAAUUUGGAAAAAAAUUAUUUCUUAUACUCUAUCGUUAUUGUCAUUAUAUUAAUACUGUAUCAACAUUAUCCACAGCAUGGCUUACAUUAAUUGUAGCUAUUGAAAGGUAUAUAUUGUGUAGUACAAAUAGUCAUACACGACUAACAAUUCAGAAAAAUUCUCGUACGAUAUGUAAUUUAAUAAUCAUUCUCAGUCUUGUUAUUUCUUUGCCAGUAUCAUUUCGUUAUGAAAUUAUUCCAUUAUCAGCAAAUGAAACAUUAAAUAACUCAAGUUCAUCCAUCCGUUUAUCAAAAUUUGGUAGUUCACGUUUUUUUCGUUUAUAUUCAAUUAUAGUUGACCUUAUACGUGCAAUAUUUCCUUCAUUACUAUUGCUUUAUUUAAAUACGCGUAUUGUUUAUUUACUUUGUCGAAUGAAAUCAUCAGCUGGUACAGCAUUUUAUCGUUUAACAAUGAGUCUUAUUAUUAUUAUUGGUUGUUUUAUUUGUUGUUAUUUUCCUGAUGCACUUUUAUCUCUUAUACUUAAUAUGGGUUAUAUCGAUGAAACAUAUAAUAAACGUGCCAUAAGAGAAUUAACUGAUUUUUUUGUUACAUUAAAUUCUGCAACUAAUUUUGCUAUUUAUUUUUCUAUAUCAUAUACAUUUCGACGUGCAAUGUUACGUUUACUUGAACGACCAACAAAACUAUCUUAUCCAACAACAUAUGAAGAUCUUAUACAACGUCAAAGAUUGCAACAUCAACAUUAUCCACUAUGUAAUAAUCCAAGAAAUUUUGUGUAA